Messenger RNA from Salvelinus fontinalis (brook trout), 19054 nucleotides. Its product is annotated as histone-lysine N-methyltransferase 2D-like. The coding region runs from base 633 to 16178 and encodes 5181 amino acids. The transcript has 49 exons. Gene Ontology annotation, cellular component: nucleus; MLL3/4 complex. Gene Ontology annotation, molecular function: histone binding; histone H3K4 methyltransferase activity; transcription coactivator activity. NCBI's taxonomy places the organism in Eukaryota, Metazoa, Chordata, Actinopteri, Salmoniformes, Salmonidae. Gene Ontology annotation, biological process: positive regulation of transcription by RNA polymerase II. The record is from RefSeq and is a predicted model, not a curated record.
UUGACGGAACAUACACACCGACACACUCGUGGUGGUGAUCCGGACAGGAAUAUCUCGCUAAAGUUAAGACGUUAGGUGUCGAAAACAUUGUUUCAGAUAAUGCUUGAAAGUUUAAUGUUAAUAAAUUGAGAUAUUACCCAAUUUUGGGUCGAAUAUCGGAUGCCAACUUAAUGCAACUCCGAACCAGUAAAAUGCAGAGAAGCUAGUUAACUUGUGCCGUUAGUUAGCUAACGUUAUCUAUCUAAUUUAGUUACCAUCAACUACUAAACAUUCCCCUAUGUUUCAGAACAUUGGGCUAUCGAUCGUGCAUUUUUAUGGAAGAUUGGCUAUAAUUUUAUACUCGUCGACCAUUGCUUUUUGUUUAACAAGUUUCACGGCGUGUUAGCAACUGGCCAUCAACUCUUGUCUUUCGAGCUCCGUGGCUGGCUAACUAGCUACGCUAGUUAUCCAGCCUGCCACACUCCGUGCACUUCCCCCACUCACCUCAUUCUCCAGCCGGCAAGCCCGCUAUGUAAAAUGAGGCAAGCAUCAACCAUUUAACUGUGUAGACUGCUACAAAUAUGGAUUGUUUGGAUGUAUGAGGACACAACCAUCUCAUUGUAAGGCCUCUGUCAAGGAGAUCAGGAGAGGGGAUGGACGAGCAGAAAUCAAACUGCGAAGAAAAUGUCUCUGAACCGACAGCUGAUGACAGCGCCCCUAUGGAGCAGCCAAUCCCCUCAGAGGGGGAGUCAGAGGCCCCUCUGGCUGCAGAGGACAACUAUGAAACUGUUGCUGCCGCUUCCAGCACAGUCCAGGAGAACAGUGUAAGGGUAUGUGCUCUAUGUAACUGUGUGGAGCGCAGCCUGCACGGACAACGGGAACUCAGACAUUUUGGGCCAUUUUCCUCCCGGCCCGCCCUGGAGCCCUCCGCUUCCUCACUGCCAGGGCCCGGGAACGAUGACCUGUCUUCCAUCGGAUUCUCAGACUCUGACGCAUCCUGUCUGGCAGCACUCUUUGAUGACACAGGGGGCUGCUGGGUGCAUCACUGGUGUGCGGUGUGGUCAGAGGGAGUGAAGCAGGUGGAGGAGGCUGAGGAGGAGCUGGAGAAUGUGGACAAGGCCGUCAUCUCAGGGACACAGCGGCUGUGUGAAUAUUGCAAGCGUCUGGGUGCUACCAUCCGCUGCCAUGCUGAGGGCUGCUCACGGUUCUACCACUUCCCCUGCUCUGCUGCCAGCGGCUCCUUCCAGUCCACGAAGCAGCUGGCUCUCCUCUGUCCAGAGCACAUGGACAAGGCUGAGGAGAUGGCGGGUGAGGAGGCGUGGUGCGCUGUCUGUGAUUCUGCAGGGGAGCUGCUGAACCUGCUGUUCUGUACAGGCUGUGGGCAGCACUACCACGCCUCCUGUCUGGAGAUCAGCGCCACGCCCAUACAGAGAUCAGGGUGGCAGUGCCCAGAGUGUAAAGUGUGCCAGACAUGCAGGCAACCAGGGGAAGACUCCAUGAUGUUAGUAUGUGAUGCCUGUGAUAAGGGCUAUCACACCUUCUGUCUCCAGCCAGCCAUGACCUCUCUUCCCUCCGACACAUGGAAGUGCAGAAGGUGUCGGGUGUGUGUGGACUGUGGUGCUCAUGGUCUGACGCUGCCCGGCUCAACCCACUGGUUUGACAACUAUGCCGUGUGUGAGGGCUGCCAACGUACCCGCAGCUCUAUGUGUGGUGUCUGCAGCAAAGCCUCGGAACCACCAGUCAUGCUGCCACGCUGCAUCAGCUGCCUCAGGUGGGUUCACAGUGGAUGCUCCUCUAUAUCAGAGCCACCUGAGGAAAAGUGUAUCUGUUCGCUCUGCCGAGACAGAGAGCCUCCGGCAGACCCUGCCACACAGACAGACAUGGUGGAAAUGCAGAUGGCAGAGAAAGACGGGUCUGAGGUAACGAUAGAAGGACAGACGGACACAUUGGCUGAGAUGACACUCCAGACAGAAGCGGCGGGUGAAGUUACGAUAGAAGGACAGACGGGCGUGUCCAAGAUGACCGGGGUACAGACGAAGUCGGACGAGGAGGUGCCCAUGGAGCUGGGGACGGGGGCUGAAGUGGUAGAAACGGCAGGGGUAGAGGAGGGGCCUCAGCUGGGAACGGAGGAAGUCCCUGCAGAACAGCACAUGGUCCAGGCUGAGGUUACAGAACAAUGUGAAACAACAGAAAAACAGGAGGCUUCUAGUUUACCUGUGGCUGUUGUGGAUGAGAGGCCAGAGAAGGCUCCUAGCCCACCACCCCAGGUCAGCCAUGUCCCUGCCCUUGAGUCUCCGGAGUCACCAGAACAGCAACCACCACAGUGGCCAGAGCCAGCAGCAGUAGUAGAGCUAGGCCCUGUGCACAGAAAGGAGAAGAAUGGGGAGAACCAGGACGAGAAAGUCAAACCCUCAACACAGCAGCAGUCCAAACUGGAGGAGAAGAGAAGCAGUGAGGGCAUGUCUACCACCUCGCCAGAGUCACCAGCCCCUCCCAUCUCCACGCAAGAGGUGGAGCAUGUUUCCGUGGACACAGAUGAGGUGGGGCUAAAGGAGGAAGCCGCAAGGAACCCAAAGCAGGAGCGCUCAGGGUCUCCUCCUGCUCCACAUGCCGACACACAGGAGGCUGCUCCUUCUACUGUGGACAUGGAGGUCAGGGGUACUCACUCCGAGGAGGAGGAUGAGUUUGGAGAACAGGAGGAGCAGGGGAAGGAUGCAGACAGAGAGGGUCAACAUAGUCAUCACAGAAGGGUCAAGAUCAAGCAGGAACCCCAGGAGCAGAGGAAGCCUGAUCAGCUCCUCCUGGAUGAGAUGUCCAAUCAGAGCCAUCCGAGUCACGGGGACGAGAGCAGUUCUGGCUUCCUGGGCUCCCCGACCGAAGGGGAGGCAGAGCCCGAUGCACAGCUCUCCAUGGAGCUCAGCCUCAUACCCACCGAACGCUCGCGUUCCGACUCCCUGCUCACUGAGACGGACGAUUCACUGCCCUUUGACCCCCUCAAACCAGACGGGGAGAAGAAGAGGAGAGGCUCGCCGGGACGCUCCAGGGUCAAACAGGGGCGGGGCAGCAGCAGUUUCCCGGGGAAGCGGCGGCCUCGUGGUGGUGGUGGUGGUGGUGGCGGCGGCGGUGGAAGGGGCCGUGGCGGUAGGAACCGCCUCAAAGCAAUGGCCUCCUGCAUCGACGCGUUCCUGCUGAGCAUGACAGCAGCAGACACUGGACUGAGUAAAGAGGAGGAGGAGGGGGAGGAAGAUGAGGCUAUGCAGAACACAGUGGUGCUCUUCUCAAACACUGAUAAAUUUGUCCUGCUUCAGGACAUGUGUGUGGUGUGUGGCAGUUUUGGGAAGGGUGUGGAGGGGCAGCUUCUGGCGUGUGCUCAGUGUGCCCAGUGUUACCAUCCAUACUGUGUGAACAGCAAAAUGACUAAGAUGAUGCUGCGUAAGGGCUGGCGUUGUCUGGAAUGUAUCGUGUGUGAGGUGUGUGGCAAAGCCUCAGACCCGGCCCGCCUGCUGCUCUGUGACGACUGUGACGUCAGCUACCACACCUACUGCCUGGACCCACCCCUACACACUGUACCCAAGGGCGGGUGGAAGUGCAAAUGGUGUGUGUCCUGUAUGCAGUGUGGUGCUAGCAGCCCGGGGUUCCACUGUGAGUGGCAGAACAACUACACCCACUGUGGCCCCUGUGCCAGCCUGGUCACGUGCCCUGUCUGCAGGGAGAACUUCAUGGAGGAAGAGCUGCUGCUGCAGUGCCAACACUGUGACCGGUGGGUGCACGCUGUGUGUGAGAGUUUGUACACUGAGGACGAGGUGGAGCAGGCCUCUGAUGAGGGCUUUGCUUGCACAUCCUGCACUCCCUACGUCCCCAAACCCAUAGUAACGGUGGAUUCAACCUACAUGACAGCCAUGAAGAUCAAAGAACCAGAGCCUCAGUUCUACCGGUUGGAGGGGGUGUGGCUGACCGAGACGGGCAUGUCCCUGCUGCGAAGGAUUUCCAUGUCUCCCCUACACAAGAGACGGCAGCGGCGCUCUCGCCUGGGCAUGCUGUGUGGCGACGGAGGACCCGACAGCAUGGAGCUAAAGGACGGGGACGAGGGAAAAGGCUGUGGGGAGCCCAUGGAGUGUGAGCCAGGAGUUCUUGGUGUAAAACAGGAGCCUUCAGGGAGCCCAGACAGGGAGCUGGGAGCAGAGGGAGGUGCUGAGGGUAUGGAGGAAGGCCUCCUCAAAGGAGGAGUAGAGGAGACGGACGAGGGAAAGAAGAGGAAGAGGAAACCCUACAGACCAGGGAUCGGUGGCUUCAUGGUGCGUCAGAGAAAGUGUCACACACGGAUGAAGAAGGGUCUGUUCCCCCAUCUGUCUCAUCUGGCUGGAGACGGAACUGUUAUGACAGAAAGACCGAUAAGAGAGAAGCCUGCCCUAGAGGAAGGACCUCACCCAGACACACCUAUAGAGGGUGCCCCGGAGACUAAGCCAGCCGAUGGAGAAGGGGAGCAGGCCAAGAAACGACGAGGCAGGAAGAAGAGCAAACUGGAGGACAUGUUCCCAGCAUACCUGCAGGAGGCAUUCUUUGGGAAACAACUGAUGGACCUGAGUAAAAAGGCUCUCCUGGUUACCCCAGGACAGAGACAUCAUGGGGCCAUGGGUCUCCUACGUCCUCCACUGCCUCACGCACGGGGGGCCAGACCCACCGCUCCUGACACAGUGGAGGUCCGGGAGCGAGCGAUGGGAGCUGGGAUGCACCUGAAGCAGGAGGGGGGUGAGGGAUCACAGGCUCAGGUCGAGGGAUCAGUGUUGUCUUCAGCUGUCAAAGAUCAGGGCUCAACGGAUCCUCAAGGCUCCGAAAAGGAGAAAAAUGAAGGACUUCCUGAGGGCAUGGAGAGUCAGGACUCUGAGCAGUUCUUCAGGAAGGUCCUGGGGUCAUCAGAGGGAGUGUCUCUAGGAGGGUCCCUACAGAGCAGCAUGAGGCCCAUCCUAGAGGGAGGAAAGGGGGAGAUGAACUGCAGCAGUCUGCCACAGAGGAGCCUUCUCACAGGUAGAUCCCUGCCCUCCGCUGGUAUGAUGGACUCCUUCCCUGGACUUUCUCAGUCUCCCUUCUUUGACAUGCGCGAAAGGGGUGGCCUGUUCAGUCCAGAUGGUGGAGAGGAGAGCCCGUGGGCCAACCCCUCCACCCCAGCCACCCCCUCCACCCCUCCUACCCCGACCGAUGCAGAUGGAGACGGGCUGUCCUAUAACCAGCGCAGCCUCCAGCGCUGGGAGAAGGACGAGGAGCUAGGAGAGAUGUCCACCAUCUCCCCUGUACUCUACGCAAACACAAACUUCCCCACUCUCAGACGGGACUACCCAGACUGGUCCAGUCGCUGUAAACAGAUCAUGAAGAUCUGGAGGAAGAUUUCAGCUGCUGACAAGGUUCCUUUUCUGCAAAAGGCCAAAGACAAUCGAGCGGCUCAGCGGAUCAACAAGGCACAGAAGCAGGCAGAGAGCCAGGUGUGUCGGCCUAUCAAGACAGAGGGGGGUGGAGGUGGUGGUGUUCGGGUCAAAGGUGAACGUCCCAACCUGCACCUCCAGAUCCCCCCGCCCUCAGGUUCCGUCUCCACCUCCUCCCAACCCAGCUCGGCGGAGAGCCCCUUCCCUUUCCACCCUGACUCGGGAUCCUCUUCCACCUUCUUCCCUGACGGUCCUGUCAAGACCCCGGGCUCGGCAUCGGCAGAUAUGCGGACAGAUCCCUUUGCCAAGCUGCCUCCCCAGUCCCCCCACCCCUCCACCCCAUACUCCUCCCAUCAGACCGCCUCCAGCCCCAUGCAGGGCCAGGCCUCUUCCUCAGGUUACCCCCACCCCGGGCCACAGGCCCCUCAGGGACACCCGGCUAGCCUUGGCCCCUUCGACAUGCAGCCAGGGAAUCCCCGGCGGGCUCAGCAGGUCGACCCCUUCUUCAGGCCGCAGCAACAGCAGAUCCAGGGUCACCUGCCCCAGUCACAGCAGGGCUCUCAGGAGCACUUAGGCCCACCAGAAAGCCCUCGGUCCAGGGGUGGAGGGCCCGGGGACUCUCCUCUCUUCUCCCCGCCCCACACCACCCACUAUGGAGACCCGUUCCGAGGCCAGCAGCAGGGGAUGGGGCGUCCAGAAUACGGUUCCUCCCCCUCCCAGGUGUCCUCGCCUUCUGGGAUGGGACAUGGGCAGUACAGGGCUGAUAUGAGCGGGGGACCCUCUCCCCGCUCUUCCUCCACGGGACGCCAGGACCUGAGUAACACGGGCUCCCCUGCAGGGAUGCUGGACUCUGGCGAUGGCUUGUUUAAGGCUCCCAUGACACCACGGAUGCACCAAGGAGAGGGUGGGGUGGUACUCCAUCCCGGAGCCUCACCCAACCACCCCUCUGAGGGCUACCGCCAGUCCCCUUCCACCCCGUUCCAGGACCCCUAUGCCCAGCCUCCCCUCACCCCAAGGCCAUUGUCUGGGGACAGCUGCUCCCCCCUCCCCCAGCAGAGGCACCCCCAGACUCAGCAGGAGUCCUGCCCCAGGGUCCCCUCCAGCCCCCAGUCCCAGGGCAGCUCCCUCUCCCCCCUCACUCCUGGAGCCCCCUCCAACGACGCAUUCUCUGUCCAGUCCCCAGCUUCCACCUCCCGCUUCCAGUCCCCUGACCCCUACUCCCGCCCCCCCUCGCGCCCCCAAUCCAGGGACCCCUUCGCUGCUCUGCACAAGCCCCCCCGGCCCACCUCUGCUGCUCCCGAGGGCACCCCCAGCUUUAGAGGCUCACCUCACCCCAACCAGCCUCCCUCACUCCCCCCGUCGUCCACCCCUGUGGGUGACCCUCUCUCUGGGAAACCCUCUGGACCGCAUGGGUUCAGCCGGGGCCCCAACAUAGCCUAUCAAAUGGCCCAGCAACAUCAACAACUCCUCCAACAACAACAGCAACAACAACUCCUCCAACAACAACAGCAACAACUCCAGCAACAACUCCAACUCCAGCAACAACUCCAACAACAACAACUCCAACAACAGACUCAGACUAUAGGUGCCGACUUCCACUCCAGGAUGCCCCCCCUACAGGACCCCACAGCCCCCCGCCCCCCGGAGGCACCUCACCCCCCGGGGGCUAUGCCCGGUGCCCAGGAGAUGCCCGACAUGUCAGCAGUUCAGGAUCCUUCACUACUGGGCCUCAGCCCCUCUGAGUUGGAGAAGCACAGACAGCGACAGAAACUGAGGGAGUUUUUGAUCCGGCAGCAGAUGCAGCGAAACUCAAUCCGGCAGGAGAAAGAGGCCGCAGCAACCAGCAGUGCUGCCACCGGUUGGCCUGGAGGAGACAUGGCAGCCUAUCAGCAAGACAAAGCCCACCGUGCUCCACCACCCUACCCACAGGACCGUGCAGUUACUGCUGCUGGUGCCCAGGCAUCAUUGGCAGGGAAGAUGCCCCAUGCUGUGGGUCCCAUGGACGUUGGCUGUCCGCCACCCCCAGGGACCCCUGCCAUGUUGGACCCCAACCAGCUCAGACAACCAGGGCCACCCAACCACCAAGGCAUGUAUGGUCGUCCUCAGUUCCCUGGGCAGUGGCAGCAGGGCCCAGGUCCCCGUCACUUCCCUCAGCCUGGCAUGGAGGGUGUGGGCCCCAGGCACCACCUCAACGCUCCCCUCAACAUCCAGCAGGCCAUGCAGCAGGGUAUGGCUAACCCCCGUGGCCUGGUGCCUGGCCCUGGAGGGGAACCCAUGCAGCCAGGCAUGGACCCCGGAGGACCCCCACCACAGUUCAUCGAGCUAAGGCACAACUCCCAGAGGCUGCCCCUGGGGCCCCAGAUUCCCCAACGAGGUCCCCAGCAACGGCCCUGCCUCUACAUCCCCCAGCAGCAGGAAAUGGCCCCCAGCCAGUUUGUUCAGCAUCCAGUGCCUCAGGGUAUGGACCCUCAGACCGAUGGGGUCAGAGACUCACGGCUGGGGCUACAGCAGGGUAGUAUGGGUCUAUUAAUGCCACAGCAGAGCACUGGCUCUUCGCAGCAGCAACAACAACCCCAUCUCCAAUCCCAGACAGGCACUCCUCAGACCCCGAACACUCUCAGCUCUCACUCUGGGCAGCAGCACCAGACCUCCACAGAGACCCAGGCUGGAGCUCCAGGGGAAUCUAGUGUUGAUCUUCCCGAGCCCGACCUGGAGGACCCGUUUGCCCCCAAAGGGCUAGGAGAUGCCCCCGGGGAUGGAGGAGUGGAAGAUGAGGAUGACCUGGCUCUGGAUCUAGACCCUGAUAAGGGUGACGAUGACCUGGGUAAUCUUGACAACCUGGAAACCACGGACCCGCACCUAGAUGACUUACUCAACAGUGACGAGUUUGACCUGCUGGCUUAUACGGACCCCGAGCUGGACCAAGGGGACCCCAAGGAUGUGUUCUCGGACCAGCUGCGGUUGGUGGAAGCAGAGGGUGAAACUCCAGGUACCUCUGGGGCUCAGGACAACAAAGUGGAACAGAAACCAAAAGUUGAGCAAAACCCAACACCAAACACAGGGGGUUCCAUGUCCUCCUCAACUCUCCAUCCUUCCUCCUCUGAGUCUGCCGGCAUCUCCAGGAUAAAGCUGGAGCCAGGCCAAGCUGUGGUGAAGGAUGAGAUGGGAGAUGCUGUCUCCAUGCUCCUUCAAACAAACAAACCCUCCACUCAACCAGAGAACCAGGGUGCUUCACUGAGCUCCGUGCGGUUAGGAGGGCUCCCCUACCCUCUGCCGGGUCCGGCUGAUUCAUUAUCCUCCCUGGGGGAGGACCCCCUGGGGAUGCACGAAGGAGGGGGACAGCACUCCCCUGCCGUGGAUCUAGACAAAGUCGAGAGCUCCCUUGAAGCCAGUGAGCUUCCCUUGCUGAUCCAGGACCUGCUGGAGCACGAGAAGAAGGAGCUGCAGAAACAGCAGCAACAGCAGCAGCUCAGCUCCCUCCACCAGGGGGGUCCUGGACAUAUCAUGCUGCCCCAGCACCACUGCCCCUCACCCCAGAGCAUGAUGGGACUGCCAGGUAUGGUGCCACGCCCUCCACACCUUUUGCAGCAGCAAAGGCUCAUGGGACAACCCGGGAUAGCGCCGCAGCACAUGGCUGCCAUGGCUCAGCAACAAGGAGUGAUGAGGGGGGGGCAGCCAGGAGGCAUUCACCCAGGACUCAACCCUCAGCCGCAGCAGAUGGUCAAACAGUCAGCUCUGGCUAAUAACUUCUUCCCUGAUAAAGAUCUAGACAAGUUUGUGACGGACGACAUCAUGGAUCCCAUCGCCAAGGCGAAGAUGGUGGCACUGAAGGGCAUCAAGAGAGUUUUGGCACAGGACCCAAUGGGGGUUCCCUCUGGCAUCAACAGGCAACAGGUCUCUCUGUUGGCCCAGAGACUAGCUUCAGCACCAGGAACAGGAGACCCUCAGGGUCAACUCGCAUCUGGCCCAUCUAAGGAAGGGGAAUGCAGUGACCCAACACAAUCAAGACCCAACCCUCCCCAGUUUGUACAAGGGAUCAUCAACGAUGCAGAGCAGCACCAGUAUGAGGAGUGGCUCCUGCACACCCAGCAGCUGCUGCAGAUGCAGCUGAAGUUCCUGGAGGAGCAGAUCGGAGCUCACCGCAAGUCCCGCAAGGCUCUGUGUGCCAAGCAGCGCACUGCCAAGAAGGCAGGCCGCGAGUUCGCCGAGGCUGAUGCAGAGAAGCUCAAGCUGGUCACUGAGGAGCAAAGCAAGAUCCAGAAACAGCUGGACCAGGUACGAAAGCAGCAGAAGGAACACACCAACCUGAUUGCAGAGUACAGAAGCAAGCAGCAGCAGCACCAGCAGUGCUCUGGUCUCCUGGCCCCAGGGCCCUCUACCCAGGGGCCCCACAGUCUCUCCAAGAUGCCUGGGCAGAUGAUGGGCCAGCAAGGGGCUCCUGUGAUGAGCCAACCUCCAGGAAUCCCGCCCCAGGGAGGUAUGCCCGUCAGAAUACCCCCACAGGGGCAGCCAUUCCUAGGAGGAGGCCAGCACCUUGGAACUCUGGGUGUUAGACCCCCUGGUCCUCCUGGUGGUCCACCUGCAGCGUUCUUCCCCCAGGGUCCAGGAGGAGUCCAAGGGGCUGACCCAAGACUUCUCCAGGAGAGACAACACAGGAUGCAGAUGAUUCAGAAAUUACAACAGCAGCAGCAACAACAGGCGAUGAUGCAAGGCCAGCAGCCCAUACCACAUCCAGGUGGCCAAGCAGGUAUGUUGCCACAAUCACAGCCAGGCAUCAUGGGUAACCCUCUGAUGGGUCAACAACCAAACCUCCAACAGGGAAUGAUGCCCAACCAGGCCAUGUUGCCCCAGGUUACAGUACCAGGCCAGGCUGUGCCCCAGCCACCUCAGACCCUGAUGGGAGGGCAGCCUCUGAACCAGCCUUUAGGCAUGACGGGGGCCCAGACAGGUAUACAGCAGCAACAGAGACCUCAGGUCAUGAUGGGUGAGCAGGGAGUAGUGGGAUCCCCUCAGCUCCAUGGACUCAGAGGACCUGGCCAGGCCCAGCUCACACCUCAACAACAACAAAUCCUGGCUCAGCGCAUGUUGGCGCAGCAGCAACUGAAGCUACAGCAGCAGCAACAAGUGGCACAACAACAGCUCAUUCAACCACCACCACAGGGCUUCAUCAGCCAACCCAACCAGUCUCAAGACUCCCAUGGAGGACUCUCUCAACCUGCCACCCCAGGUCAAAUGGGCUCUUCUCCAGCUUCAGCAGGGGGGAGCACUCGUGUCACCCCUCAACCAGCUGAGGGGCUGCAGCAGGGGGAGGGUGGCAUCCUUAGUCCUAUCUCUAGGACCCCUCCACAGCAGGGUGGACCUGGACCUUCAAUCCCGGGCCAGAUGACCCAACCAGGGGCUUCUGGAGAGCAACAGGCGGCAGUAGGACAACAGCAGCAGUACAUGGCCCAGCAGCAGCAGCAGCAACCGGCAUUACAGCAACAACAACCUCCUCAAAAUACUCAAGCUGGACUUCAACAGCAAGCAGUUUACCAACAGGCUGGCAUGCAUCCCCAAGUACAACAGCAGCAGCAACAGCAGCUUCAUCAACAAACCUCUCUACAGCGACAGAGUUCCCUCAAUGCUGAUCCCUCAAAGUCUGGUUUGGUCACCGUCAAGCAGGAAGGACAGCAGAUGUGUUUCAUGGCCCAACAACAGCAACAGCAACAACGACAACAACAAUUACAACAACAUAAUCUUAUGCAGAAAGCCCAAGACCCAAUUGGACAACAGCAACAACAACAUGACAGUAUGGGCCAGAUGCAGAAUGUGAUAGGUCAACAGAACCACCCUGGUCAGCCUCAGCCUGUCCCUGGUAUGCCAGGCCACCCUAGUCCCCAGCAACAGGCCCUCAUGGCACAGCAGGCCCAGCAGCAAAAGCAGCAGGCCAUGAUGGGCAUGCUGAGAACCCAGCAGCAGGUCAUGAUGCCUGGCCAGAGGCCUGGAGGUCCACCGGGUCAGAUACGCACACCAGUCAACAUCCAGGCUAUCAUAGCCCAGAACCCCCAGCUCCGACACCUCACCCCCAACCAGCAGAUCCAGCACAUCCAGGCCAUGGUCCAACAGCGCCAGCUCCAACUGCAGCAACAACAACCGGGCCAGAUGAUGAGGCUCCAGGUGUGUCAGGGACAGUCAGGGCAGAUGAGGCCCCAGGGGCCCCCUGGUCUAGGGCAGCAGGUGGGACAGGUCCAGAGAAUGCCUGGAGGUCUGGAGGCCCAGCAGAUGCACUAUGGAGGAGCUCUGGGGAAACCAGGGGGAUUGGGCUCCCCGCAACAACCAGGGAUGAUAGCCCCCGGCCAACCACCGGGCGUGGUGACUCCUCAGAUGCAGCAGCAAGGGAUCAUGGGACCUGUAGUCCAACAGCAGCAGCCAGGAGCCUCGCCUCAGUACGCCUUGAGUGUCCAACAGCAGCAGAUGAUGCAGCAGCAGGCCCAACAACACCAGAUGAGAGGCCAGCUGCCCAUGACUCGCUCCCCCGUGGGUCAGGUACGUGGUGGGCCCCCCCAAGGCUGCCAGAUCAGGCCCAUGUCUCCCCAUCAGCCCCUGGCCAACUCCCCAGGAGACCCCCAGCGGCAUGCCAUGACACAGGGUUUGGGGAUGCGUCAACCCAACCCAAACCAAGUCAUGCAACACCAGCAACAACAGCUCCACAUGGCUCAAAAACGCUUCCAGGGCUCUCCCUCCCACGCAGGCUCCCCUGCAGGAUCCUCAAUCCAGAAACAGGAUUCUCCGUCUGUAACUGACGGGGCAGCUGGGAAAGGUAGUCCUUACAGUCAGAUCAAGCCCUCUCCUCUCAGGUCGCCUGGAGCAUCCAAGAGUCCCCUGGACUACCCUGGGCUUAAGGCCGAAAGUUGCGACACAACCCAGAGCCAAGUCCCCCCGAAUAGGCUUUCACCUCAGAAGGGUGAGAGUGGACCGAAGAGCCAACAGCAUCCACAACAGUGCUCAGUGAACCAGGGUGGUCCUCAACCUCCACCAGGCUCCAGAGAAGGAACUCUAUGUAAGAUGACCCUACAGAACAUCAAACAGGAGCCCAGGGAGUUGACCUGUGACGGGGAAGGAAGUAGUGGUCCUCACUCUGGGGCCAUCAAAAGGGAGGUGACUGGGGAGCCAGUUGGAGGGUUUGGUAACAAUGGUCCUGGACUAGGAGGGGACCCUGGAGCCCACGUCCCCAGGACUGAGACAGGACAACAGCUACUGCAGAAGCUCCUGAGGACCAAGAAUCUGCAGCUGGCCGCUCAGAGGCCCUCUGACGGCAUCCACAACGAGAUAAACGGACACAUCAACAGCAAGCUGGCCAUGCUGGAGCAGAAACUACAGGGGACUCCACGCAAUAUGGAGGAUCUGCAGUCCAUCACAAAGAGGGCUCCUGUUGCCAAGGUAAAGCGGUCCAACAAGCCUGGAGAACGAGCGCCCCAGUCCCGUAAGAAGAAGAAAGAGGAGGUUGGGAAGAGCACUGAGGCCCUGAUGAAACAACUGAAACAGGGUCUUUCUCUCCUUCCCCUGAUGGAGCCCUCCAUCACUGCCAGUCUGGACCUGUUCGCCCCCUUCGGCAGCAGCCCAGCCAACGGCAAGGCCCAGCUCAAGGGCUCCUUUGGAAAUGCGUUACUGGGAAACAUCCCAGACUACUACUCUCAGCUGCUCACCAAGAGUAACCUUAGUAAUCCACCGACACCCCCGUCUUCCCUGCCCCCCACACCACCCCCCUCGGUGCAGCACAAAUUGCUCAACGGGGCUACAGCUGUGGAGGAGCUGACUGAGGAACAGGAAACAGAGAACACAGAGGACACUAUGGAUUCUGUGACUGAGGAGGCGAAGAGUGUGGAUAUUUUAGCAGCGCUCCCCACCCCACCUCACAACCAGAACGAGGACAUCAGGAUGGAAAGUGACGAGGACAGCGACCCAGAUAGUAUCGUCCCAGCGUCCUCUCCUGAGUGUGACUUAGGUGACGAGGCGCUACGCUUCCCUCGCUUCCGAGAACCCAAAGAGGAGGAGACGGAGAGAACCAUCUCCCCUACCAUACCACUCAUCCCCCGCACUGCCAUCCCUGUGUUUCCAGAGAACAAGCUGUUUGAAGCAGCUGAUGGCAAGGCGGUGUCUACAACCAACCCCUGGGACAAAGCCAAGAGCAACGAGGUUGCUGUGACCUUAUCACUGUCCUCCGCUGCAGCCAAGAAUCUGAACCAUGUGAUGGUGGUGGUGGCUCAGCUGCUGCACAUACGGAUGCCUGGUUCCUAUGAGGUAGCUUUCUCUCCCAGCCCAGGCAGGGCAGGAGCCUCAGGACCAGGGAAAGAACCCGUACAACCAGGUGCCCUGUGUGUGAAGACUGGUGGUAUAGAAGGUAGUUCACCCAGCCAGAAUGCAGAGUGGCUGAGACAGUUUGAUAUUUCUCUGCCAGGCUGCACUCUGAAGAAACAGGUGGACAUCCUCUCACUCAUCAAACAGGAGUUGCCGGAGCAGGAGGACAAACCGGUUCAGCACUGUUAUACAACUAACGUGUCUGACCUGGAUGUACGCCACCUUCCCGUCAUCCCUGUUGAAGACUCUCCGCCCUCCUCUCCUUCUCCUCCACCUCCUGCCCCUGCUCUUACUAGUGAGCCUGAGACUGAGCCUCCAACCCAGCCAGCUUCCCCCUCCACCACCCAGCCAGCCUCCCCCUCCACCACCCAGCCAGCCUCCCCCUCCACCACCCAGCCAGCUUAUCCCUCUCAGUCAGCAUCUCCCGCUCAAGCUCCCUCCAGCCAUGCUCAGACCACCAUUCAGGUCAAAACAGAGCCUGCCACCACCACCAUUCAGGUCAAAACAGAGCCUUCCACCACCACUGUUCAGAUCAAAAUGGAGCCUGAUGCUGAGGCCAUCCUUCCUCCUCCUGAUGCUAGUGCUGAGGCAGACUAUGAUGCCAAGCCUGCUGACCAGCCAGCCCCCCAGCCCCAGGACAUCCCCACCUCCCCAACCCCUAGCCUGGAGGUGAUCUCCCCCAAGGUCAAACACCGCAGCAGGCCCCUCUCUCCCGACCCUGAGGAGAUGGUGGUCCGGCCCAAGGUGAAAAAGUGGAAGGGCCUCCGCUGGAAGCGUCUCCAGAUCGUCAUCACCAUCCGUAAAGGAGGCUCCAAGAAGGAGAGCAGCCGCGGGGUCUCAGAGCUCAUGGAGCGUCUCCGCAUCACCCUGAGGCCUGACAAGCUGCCUCGGGACAAACGCAAGUGCUGCUUCUGCCACGAGGAGGGCGAUGGCGCCACGGACGGCCCCGCCAGGCUCCUCAACAUCGAUGUGGACCUGUGGGUUCAUCUCAACUGCGCCCUGUGGAGCACGGAGGUGUACGAGACGCAGGGAGGCGCGCUGAUGAACGUAGAAAUGGCGUUGAGGCGCGGUCUCCGCACCCGCUGUGCCUGCUGCCAGAAGACGGGCGCCACCAACAGCUGCAACCGCCUGCGCUGCCCCAACGUCUACCACUUCACCUGCGGCAUCCGGGCCCGUUGCAUGUUCUUCAGGGACAAGACCAUGCUGUGCACCCAACACAAACUGAAAGGACCCAGCGAGGAGGAGCUGACGGGUUUUGCCGUGUUCCGCCGGGUCUACAUCGAGAGAGACGAGGUCAAGCAGAUCGCCAGUAUCUUACAACGCGGCGACCGCAUCCACCUGUUCCGCGUUGGGGGCCUCAUCUUCCACGCCGUAGGUCAGCUGCUGCCAUCUCAGAUGCAAGCCUUCCACUCCCCGACCGCCAUCUUCCCUGUGGGCUUUGAGGCUACCAGGAUCUACUGGAGCACGCGGGUGCCUAACCGCCGGUGUCGGUAUCGUUGUCGUAUCAGCGAGACGGAGGGAAGGCCGCUGUUCGAGGUACGGGUGCUGGAGCAUGGACAGGAGGACCUGCACUACCGCGACACCAGCCCAGAAGGUAUCUGGGACAGAGUGGUUCAGUCUGUAGCUAAGCUGAGAGAAGAGUCUGCCAUGCUGAAACUGUUUACUGAUCACGUGAAGGCAGAGGAGAUGUACGGCCUCACUGUCCACGCCGUGCUGCGCAUCACUGAGUCGUUGCCUGGAGUAGAGAACUGCCAGAACUAUGUGUUCCGUUAUGGUCGCCACCCUCUGAUGGAGCUGCCCCUCAUGAUCAACCCCACUGGCUGCGCCCGCUCCGAACCCAAGAUCCUCACACACUGCAAGAGUUCUGUGUCUCUCUCUCUUAGGCCUCACACCCUGAACAGUACGUCCAUGUCCAAGGCCUACCAGAGCACCUUCACUGGCGAGAUCAACACCCCCUACAGCAAGCAGUUUGUCCACUCCAAGUCCUCCCAGUACCGGCGUCUGAAGACAGAGUGGAAGAACAAUGUCUAUCUGGCCCGGUCCCAAAUCCAGGGCCUGGGGCUGUACGCUGCCAAGGACCUGGACAAACACACCAUGGUCAUCGAGUAUAUAGGAACCAUCAUCCGCAACGAGGUGGCCAACCGCCGCGAGAAGAUCUAUGAGGAACAGAACCGUGGGAUCUACAUGUUCCGCACCAACAACGAGCAUGUGAUCGAUGCCACUCUGACCGGUGGCCCUGCUCGCUAUGUCAACCACUCCUGUGCGCCCAACUGUGUUGCCGAGGUGGUGACGUUUGACAAAGAGGACAAGAUCAUCAUCAUCUCCAGUCGCAGGAUUCCCAAGGGAGAAGAGCUGACGUACGACUAUCAGUUUGACUUUGAGGACGAUCAGCACAAGAUCCCUUGCCACUGCGGAGCCUGGAAUUGCCGAAAGUGGAUGAACUAAACUAACUGGGAGAAAUGGAGAGGAAAAAAAUAUGGAUGGAAUGAGAGAGUUCCUCCUUUCUCCCGGGUGCCAGAACACUACUGCGCCAAAGCCUUUAGAAUAUUACUACUACUACUAUUACCCAGUUCAUAAGCUGUUCGUAAGCUGCUCAUAAGCUGUCGAACGAGGAGGGAAACUGACCUCCAAAACAAUAAAAUACUCAGACGUUUGCAUUCACACCUGUAGCCAAAGGUUUGAAGAGCAUUAUGGAUAUAAAAGCAAACAAACCACCUCUAUUGACAUCCAACCGAAUGAUGGAACAGUCUUUUUGUGGAUGAACUGUGUCCUCUGCCAAAAGCAACUCUUUCCUCUACCUACUGCUCCCCCUUCAGUAACUAUGGAUGGAAUACAAUCCUCUCCACAUCUACCAAAUGUUCAGAUUCUAUGUGAUAUCAAUACUCUUAGGGCAGACCUUACCUUGAGCUUUGAAGAAAGAAGACAUUUUAAGUACUAAGAAAUAACUAAUGCAUUUUGUUUUUAAAGGCAGACCUAUCCUCCUUCUGCACACCCCCCUUCCUACCCCCAAGGAAAAUACAAGUUCCCAUCGUCAUUGGUGAAGAUUGACUUCCCAACGUGGAUAUUAUUGGCUAGCUAGACAAUCCUGAAGACAGUGCCUCUGAGUAGAGAAGAACUAUGUAUCGUUGAGAGGCAGAAGAGAAAGAUGUCAGAUACUAUAAAAGUUGACCUGUGGCUCCAGAGGCACCAGACAGAAAGACAGGUGUUUUAUUAUUGUUCUGACUGACUAAAGGAGUUUAAAGGUGGGUUAGUUGGACCCUCAGUCUACCUCAUUAAUCUAGUGGGAAGUGACUGCUUACUUUGUAUAAAUACUGUUAACUGCUACUUGUGGAGGGGGGAGAGAAUGUUGUUUUCAUUAGGCUAAUAGUAUAUAGCCUUCUCGGACAAGCAGGGAAACUUUAACUAACAGCAGGUUUGUUCUCUGUUCUAUGCUGAUGAUCAUUUUACAAUAAUGAGCCAACAAUCCUAUUAUUAAUUAAUGAUGUAUACAGACAGAAGGAAUUAUAUGAUCGUUUAUUGGUUAAGCCAUCGCAUUAAUAUCAAUCACAAGCUUAACAGGUGUCUUUAAAUGACUCCUGAUAAUAUGUAUCGACUUUUAUUGUUUUUCCAUUCUCUGCGUGUGGGAAUUGACACAAUAACAGUCACCCAUGUGUUGCUGAGGACUGAGAGGGAGCGAUAUGUGUGAAUGAUUGUUGCUUACACAGCUUCAGUAUGUAAAGUGAAGCAGGAUCACACCGCUAAUUGAACAAGUCUUUGGCAAGACGAUCAAGUCCAACUAAUGAGUGAAGGAAAUGUAAUGUACACUUGCUGCUUAAUGCCUUUAAGUCACACAUUAAGCAGAAAGCUUGCUGGUAAUGAUGCAAGACUACUAUCCCAUUUGUUUUUCACCUUUUAGUCCUUCAAAUCCCAUCUGCAUUUUGAUCUUUUCUUUUCUCGAAUGACAUCAAUCAUGAAUCUAGCCUCUUCCUCUCUUUAUCAUGUAGUGGACUGUUGUAAACUUUACUGUAGUGGGUCUUUCUCUGCCUGGCCCUGCCUGUCUAACCACACCACAGCUAGGUGUAUUUAUAAAGGUCCCUGUAUUGUGGUUUUCUAGUGGUAGUACGGUGUUCUAUACUGGAGGCUUGAAGAAAUGGCAGGGGAAGACUUGUUUAAAAAAAAAAAGGGCAUUUUUCUUUUUUUAUGAAAGUAAAUAAAUCUUUAAAGAAAGUGUGUGGGGGUUCUGAAGUCUCCAUGACGACGUCUCCCUUCUACUUGUACUCCUCUACCUUGACCUCACGUAAGAAAAAUGCAAAAGUGUACAAACUGUAUAUUAUAUACUAUAGGGGGCAACAAACUAUCAACCCCUUUUUAAUCAAUAAAAAUCUAAAAUUGUAGAGAAAUAAAGUUGAUUUAAAAAAUCUACCACUGGAUAUCAUUUUAUGAGAGAUUAAGCUGUGUGUAUAUAUAUAUAAAUAGCGAACUAUGUAAUAUCUAUGUAUAUGAACCAGUGUUUUUGCAUUUACCUGUUUUUCUAUUAGCGUUUUUUGCUAUAAGAUGUCAGUUUCUUAAAAUAGGUAUGUGGACACGGCUGGUCUUCUCCAAUGACUUGGACGAGAAGCCACGGGGUCGAGAAAGUUGAUCCAUUAUGGAAAGUUGUUAUUACAUGAGAAAUCACUUCCUGUGUUAAAGGAGUACAACGGUGCAUUUAGUUUUUAUUUAUGCUACUGCUUGUCGUUUUACCAAAACCUAUCUAUACCUUGGUCAUCAUUGGAUUUAAAAUUAAAUGGAAAAUCUUCCUUGACAGAUAUUAGUUAUUAAAUAUGAUUGGUGUUUUAUUUUUAUCUUCCCUAUAGAAGUGAAUGUGUUUGUAUAUCUUGUGAAAACUGCUACUCGGCCUGUAUGUCAUGACUAAAUAUUCAAAGUGAACCCCGUACUUCCGUACCUGAGAAUGAAUUGCACUCUCAAUAGUAAAUUAAUGGAGUAAUUCUCUAAAAGUUGUAUGAGGCAGUGAUUGCUAUUUUUUUCUUGGUAUGUUUAUAUUUCAAGGAAAGACCAUGAGACAUUUUGCCACUCACUGGAUUUCAGCCUAAAUAAUUUCUUGAAUAUCUUAUGAUUUAAAUAAAGAUUGCAAAAAAAUGUUUUUUACCUAACCUUUUUAAAAAUGUUUGUUACAGCAGCGCUUUUAGGGAAUAUUAACAAAAGAAGUUUGUGGCAUGUGAAAGUUUAUGACAACUUUUUUUUUGACGACGGCAGAGGUUGCAUCUCUUUCAAUACAGAUUUCCCCAUUUCUUUCUCUGCUUUUUUUUUCUUGUAAAGGAAAAUAAAAUGCAUUUGAAAUAUAA